AAUUCGGGUAUGAAUUCAUUUACUUCAAUUUCAGCUCGAAUCAUUUUGAGUAUUCAGUUAUAGAUCGAAUACUCCCUUUUCAAUUCAUUUCGGUUUUGGUAUCGAAUCAAUCCGUUCAAAUAAGCGUUUAUGAUUUUGUUUUGGGGAAUCUACUCGUCUUUGGGUAUUAAUGUAUUAUAAAUAGAUCAUGGAAUGAAGCAGCUUCACAAAUUAAAUAAGUAUCAUCAUAAUAUACAUAACCAACUUAAGAAAUCAAUGGGGAUUGGGUACGACAAUGACGAUUACCCAUUUGAAGGCCAUAUAAGAAAUCAGCCACCACCGAUUAUGGGCGACGAUAAUGGCUACGUAUUGAAGAACCAAAGGGUGGUCCAAUUCGUCCGCCCGGUCGUCACCCGCCAUGUUUAUGUCAACGGUAAACCCGUGAAGGAAGAACGAAUUGUGGGCGACUAUCAACUUCAUAAUUAUGGUGGUAAUAAUAAUAGUAAUAAUAGUUAUACUAACAACGCCCUCAAGGAGAGUCUUGAUAACCUUGGGAUCAUCAACGGCUUCCUCGGCCAAGUUCAGACGGAGGCAAGCAUGUCGCCACGUGACGGUGCCGCCGCUUUUCCCGCUCGCCGCCCCGCAGCGGCGGUGGAGAGUAAGCCUAAUUGGGGUAGCAGGGCUGCUUGGGUAGCCGCCCCCGCCGAUGACUCUUUCUCCAGUUACACAGAGUAUCCGCCCGAUCAGGCCCGGAAUCUCUACCGUCCUGACUCAGAAUCAAACUGGGGUGCUAGGCCUAAUUGGCCGAAUAGCCGCCGGGCUUCCCCAUCCCCGCCCGGAUCACCCGUUUAUUCAAAACAGGGUACCACAAACUCAGAUAGUACAUUGCCUAAUAGGGUUUUGCAAGAUAAUCCCCCCACUCGUUAUGGUGAUCAUUUCGAGCCUAGUCGUCGUACGCAUCAUUUCGUAGGGGAAGAGCAAAGACAACAAGAUAGCCCACCACUCAAACAGCUUGAGAGAUUGGACAUCAAAGACAACAAUAGCCAAGGAUCAAGCCCAAAUCAGAACACAAGGUCUGGUUCCACUGAAGUUGUGAAGAAUGAAAAUAUUGAGGCCCAGAAUCUCUGCCGUCUUGGCUCAGAAUAUAACAAGCCAAAUUUGGGUGCUAGGCCUAAUUGGCCAAAUAGCCGCCGCGCUUCUCCACCCGGAUCACCCAUGCAUUCAAGACAGGGUACCAUAGACUCAGGUAGUACAAAGCCUAAUUUCCAAGACAAUUUCCCCACUCCUUAUGGUGACCGUUUCGAGCCCAGCCGUCCUACGCAUCAUUUCAAAGGGGAAGAGCAAAGACAACAAGAUAACCCACCAAUCAAACAGCUUGAGAGAUUGGGCAUUAAAGACAACAACAGUCAAGGAACAAGCCGAAAUCAGAAUAUGAUGGAUGCCUACAUGGCAAGGUCUGGUUCCACUGAAGUUGUGAAGAAUGGCAAUGGUGAUUCCCUUGUUAAGGACAACACCCUCCAGGUCAAGGACCCCAACAGGAAAAGCCAAGAUCAAGACAAGUCUGCUAGCUACGACAACGAAGGGAAGAAGAUGGAAAAAGGCCAGAAUGACGUCAAAAACCAGAUGGGUAAUCUUGAUGAUGGCUCCUACUCCACGAAGGAAAGCUCGAGUGAUAUGGCGACCAAGCCAAGAUUCUUUGGAGGAUGGUACAAACCCUCAAGGGGAAUGCAAGGUGGUGGUAGCUCUGGCACUACCACCACAAAGCACUGGAGCGAAAUCACUCCGAAUCCUCCAGUAGGACCGAUAACCAUACCUCCACUGGUUGAAUCGCAGGAAGCGAUGAGGCGAUAUGCGUAUGUGAAGCCGACAAUGGCAACCGGGUACUAUGGAGCCAUCACGAGUGAAGAUGCUGUGAGAAAGUAUGGUGGCUUCUUUGUCCCUCCAAGUUAACACAUUUAGCUUACAUAGUUUCUAAAGAAAAAAGAGAUAGUAGUACUCCGAUCCUUAUGUGUAUUAGCAGUAAAUGUGAUAUGGAGUAUAUAUAACUAUAGAAUAAUGGUGGGUCAUGAUGAUGUUAGACAAAAUAAAAGUAUGUGAUAUGAUGCUAUUAUAAAUGUGAUAUGCUACCCUAAAAAAAUAUGAUAUGUGAUGUUAUAAUAAAUGUGUUAUACUAGCUACUACUUACUAAUAUAGUGUAAGUUUCUAU
Messenger RNA from Cuscuta campestris, 2185 nucleotides. The record is from the annotation of a GenBank genome assembly. Lineage: Eukaryota; Viridiplantae; Streptophyta; Magnoliopsida; Solanales; Convolvulaceae.